AUGAAGGCAAACAGAAUUGUGCAUCAGCUUACGGCACCGUAUCAUCCUUUCUCAAACGGACAGGCGGAACGUCUAGAGCAGGAAGUUAAGAAAAGCUUGAAGACCAAGAAGCCAUGCCGCACAGUUAGUCACCAAAUAUCGAUUUUUCUUUUGCGGUAUCAAACUACACCAAACUGCACUACGGGCAAAACACCCGCCGAGUUACUGAUGAAGGAGCUCAGGACGAGGCUUUCAUUUCUGAGGCCGGAGUCAGGGAAGAGUCUCCGAGAGGAACAUCGAGACCAUUACGAUAUAGUAACUGAGCAAGUUUGUCAAAUGAGCCCGGGAGACACCUUCAGUGUCUUAAACCCUAUACGUGAUGGACAUGGGAAAUGGUUAUGUGAAACAAUCUUACAAAGGCUAGGGUCAGUCAACUAUCUGGUCGAUGUAUACGGACAGCCGCGAUAUGUUCAUGUUGAACAUUGGAUAACCCGAGACCCUCGGAGCAUACCCGACGAGUUCAUCGAGAGUAGACCAGAGCACGACGUGAUAUUACCAACGCCAACAUCGUCGAAUACUACAACUCAGGACCAAUCGAUAUUCGUAAGACCUGCGAAUGUGGGAACACCUGCUGAAGUCGAUAGUCAGCAAUCACACAGUGCAGCGACGACCACCCGUCCAACCGCUGGGGUACGAGUGCCAGUAGAAGAGGAAACCAUGACAACGUCACCAGAGACACUGGAAUCCCAAGAGCAAAGAUACCCACAACGUCAGAAUCGACAGAAGGCUGCGCGAUACAGGUAG
Corticium candelabrum is the source of this 783-nucleotide messenger RNA. RefSeq lists its product as uncharacterized. The coding region runs from base 1 to 783 and encodes 260 amino acids. The record is from RefSeq and is a predicted model, not a curated record. Gene Ontology annotation, molecular function: nucleic acid binding. The transcript has a single exon. NCBI's taxonomy places the organism in Eukaryota, Metazoa, Porifera, Homoscleromorpha, Homosclerophorida, Plakinidae.